AAUUGAAAUUAAAACUUUUUAAAAAAAAGUAAGUAGAAAUGAAUAUUUAUUUACUAGUUUUUAUAAUUGACCCCCUCACAUUAUCGGUGCUCCCUCGCCCCUUAAUAAAUCCACCUUUGGUUGAUUGGGUUUUGUUUUUGCUAUUUUUGUAAAUAACAAAGUACGAAUGCUAUAAAUUUAAUUAUCAUAACUUGUUUUACUAUUUUUGUAAGUGUUCCAAAAUUUAAAAUAUAGUAAUGAUAAAAAUAUGUGAUAGACGGUAGGGUAGUGUUGGUUAGAGAAUACGAGCAAUAAGGUUUAUUACAAAUAAAUUUGGUUGUAUUUAACAUUUUUUUUUAAAAAAAUUGUUGCUAUAUAUAUAAUACCAAUCCAAUAUCUAAUCUUAAAACGACAAUUCGUUAACUACUCUUUAUAAUUGACAACCCCAACCAUGGGUCGAAAUGUUGGCAACGUAUCUCUUACCUCGUCUAAAAAUUAUUAUAAUUCAACGAUGAUAGCCUCAAACUGUGAAACAUACUAAUCAAAUUAUUGCCUCCUACACUACUUAACAUAAACGUUUAAAGUAUGAGAGAUGGAACCACAAAUUUUCAAGCCAUCAACGAUUUUCAACAGGUGGGGUCAUCUUUCCUCUUACAAUUCUUUCAAAAAUAUUCCCAAAUUUCAAAACUACAACUAAUCUAUGAGACCUAUUUAAAAUGAGCAACUCCAUAAACAUAAAGAAUGAGAACUUGAAGAAUGGCAAGUGAGAGAAAAAUUGAAAGGAAACCCAAAAUUUUGUGCCUCCAUGGCUUCCGAACUAGUGGAGCAAUAUUGAGGAAGCAGGUCCAAAGAUGGCCAACUUCCAUUCUUCAUCAAUUCCAUCUCCAUUUUAUCGACGGCCCAUUCCCUUCCAAAGGAAGAUCAGACGUCGAAGGAAUUUACGAUCCUCCCUAUUUCGAGUGGUUUGGAACCAGCGAGGACCCGACUAGUUGUGAAAAUUUGGAAUCGAGCCUCGAAUUCAUCGAGAGUUACAUGGCUGAGCACGGACCAUUCGACGGACUUCUCGGUUUUUCACAGGGGGCGGUGUUAUCGGCAGCACUGGCGUUGCUUCAGGCGAGGGGAGUUGCACUGACGAAGGUCCCGAAGAUCAAAUUCGUAAUAGUAAUUAGCGGUUCGAAACUGCAAUCAUCAUCCUUGGCCGCUCGAAUAGCUUAUUCUACAUCUAUUGCAUGUCCAUCCCUCCAUUUUCUAAGUGAGGAAGACUUCUUGAUGCCCAGUGGGUUAAAGCUUCUAGAAUCAUUUGUUGAACCAUCAAUAAUUAAUCAUUCUAAAGGCCACAUAGUACCAAGACUUGAUGAAAAAAGUUUGAAGAUCGUUGACGGAUUUAUCCAAAAGGUUUCAAAGCUGUGACCACCUCAAACUAAAGAACACACAUGGGUUUAAAUAAUUGAAUCGAAUUUACUUCUUAAAUAAGCUUCCGAACUUUGUAUCAAGAGUAUAUCUUAAUUAAGUACGAGCAUUUGAAUU
Molecule: messenger RNA, 1506 nt
Organism: Cucumis sativus (cucumber)
Lineage: Eukaryota; Viridiplantae; Streptophyta; Magnoliopsida; Cucurbitales; Cucurbitaceae
Product: esterase OVCA2
Exons: 6
Coding region: 736-1389 (217 amino acids)
Source: RefSeq, a predicted model, not a curated record